CUGUCCUUGCCAGAUCGACAGCUGUUUCUACCACUAAGGAGAUGAAUUAAUACAUACAUCUCUCAAACAAUGGAAGCUAAGAACCCGCCCACUGGAAUCGCCGCCGCUGCCCAAGCGUAUCAACUCGCCAUGUCCCAACAACCAGCGGCUCAGACUGAGGCAGAGAGCACUGAUAUCUCAGCCAACCCACCUCAAUCAGAGGCGGCGAAAGACGUCACCAUGGCCGAUGAGUCCGUUGAGUCACCUGCGCCUGCAGUGGGAAAAGUUCCCAACGCUCAGAGCCCGAUUCCUGCCCGCACUGGUACACCUGUGCAGGCAAAUAUUGCUGCAGAUAGCUCGUCUCGAGCGGCGUCACAGCAUCCUGAGCCAGGGCCCACCGCUAUGCCUGCGCAUGCCCCACCUCAUGGUGCUCCUGCGCGCCAGUAUCUGAACGCUAAAGUCACGGCGACGUUGUUGGAAGGCAUGAAGCAUCUGGCCAAAGAACAGCCAUCUGACCCACUGAGGGUGCUGGGGGAGUUCUUACUUCAGAAAUCUAAGGAGAUUGAGGGAAACUGAGUAAAUUUGGGUGUAUAUUACGGGAUGGAAAAUGGAUAGGCAGCUACGCAUGAUAUCAAAGAGGAGAUAGCAGCUGGUAAUGACAACGAGCUAUGAGAAGACAGGAGUGAUUGGAAAUGAUUUCGCCAACUAAAUUAGGCCCAGUGGUCAAGCAGAUAGUGUUCAUACUGUCACAUUGAUAUCACGGUUCAAAAGCCAGGAACAUGUAAGACGGGUGGUGCGUGCGGGUUUCAAUUCACUGAGAUCUAAGCUAUCCGAGCUUUUAGAACAGUAACCUCGAUCAUAAUGCAAGAUAUCCGGCCCC
Messenger RNA from Pseudogymnoascus verrucosus, 859 nucleotides. RefSeq lists its product as uncharacterized. The coding region runs from base 70 to 555 and encodes 161 amino acids. The record is from RefSeq and is a predicted model, not a curated record. The transcript has 3 exons. Lineage: Eukaryota; Fungi; Ascomycota; Leotiomycetes; Thelebolales; Thelebolaceae.